AUGUCCAAUAACUCCAGUAAAAGAGGAAUUUCACCAACUUCUAAGCCAAAUAAAAGGUCCAAAUCUGUAACCCCUACAACUGACGACUUAGUGCUUGACAAUGUCGAACCUUUAACUACUGAAAAAUAUGUGUAUUGUACACAAAUGUCUCUAUCGUCACCAGAUUCUCCAUGUCGCAGCCCCUCUAUCUUUACGUGCAGUAUGCCAACGGUAAGACUGGUUGACAUACAAGACACUAUACCUACGUGCAUCGAAAAGUCAGCACAGUCUACUAGACAGUAUGUGCUACCAAGGCCUAAAUCUAAAAUUUCAAAAACUAAAGAGUCCAAUGGUCCACCUCAUACACACCAAAAUACUGAUAGAUAUAGUAAUGACAUCCGACAGCUACAAAACUCUCUAUCCGAAAUUAACGGCAAACUUGAGCAAUUAGCACCCCUCACUCAUAUAUGGGGCCUUGAUACAGACAGAAAUCUUGAGCAACUCACUAAAGCUGAGUGUAUUUUGGAGUUUGUGGCUGAAGAAGUGACGAAGAGAGUGAUGUCCUCCUUCAAUGCAGUUGUGUACAACCUCCCCGACCGCACACACCCAUCUAAGUUAAGGGAUAUUUGCCUUAGAGCAUGCGGUAUGCCGAACGUUAACUGCAAAGUCAUCCGCCUUAGAAAAAAGUCAGACAGAUCGACUUGCCCCCUUUUGUUUAUGUUUGGCUGUUGUAACGAUGCUAAGCAGUUUAUUAAUUUGAGCAAAAAUAUUAGCUCACUAAUUCCAUACAAGAAUAUAAAAGUCACUCCAGACCUUACGCCCUGUCAACGUCGUGUAAGAAGACGCGAAGCGAUAGAAUUGAAUGGGAGUGUUACAGUUAAUAAUCAGCCAGAGACAGUUUGCAACACAGCAAAUAGUUUAAAACACACGAACAAUAAGCAUGACACCACUCCACAUACGGCUGAUCACUCUGUUGAUCUAGAUGAGUCUACAGAUCAGAAACCUUUGGAUAAGAUACGGACCCCAACUGACACCAAAAACCAUAACGACAUGACUAAUCCCAGCUGUUCGUUCAGUAAUGUACUAAAAUGUGAGUCGUGUAACAACACACAUCCAACUAAACCUAUACACUUGAAAAUUUGUCCUCCUAAAGAUAUUCCACAAGUAGACUUGAAUGAACGUAAGUUCAUCUCACAGAGACAACGAAAGACUCCAGCUCUGAAAAUAAAGGGUGGGAAGACAAAACUCAUGAUACCGAAUAGGGAAACACGUAAGAUUGAACCCAACUGCUCUAUAGGUAUCCCAAGAACAGUGAACAGGUUCUCCCCGCUGCUAUCGUAUAACUUGCCUUCAACACCUCCAAGUUGCAAAAAGGGUGGUGGGCUUCAACGUAGCAAGCCUUCUUACACGCAGACUAACGAAAACUACCAGAGAACUGGCCACCCAAAUCACCCCCUGAAGCCUAAAACCAUGAAUAAGAAUGGUAAUAAUAGGUUUCUCACUCCACACCCUACCUACAUUCCCCAGGAUCGCAACUGUAAUUACUCUCAGAAAGAAAACUUCUCACACCCUUUAGUACCGACCCAUCACAUAACAACGGCUCCCAUGUAUAACAGCAGUCGCAACUCCUCCCAGUUACGCGUAGCAGACCCCUCUCACGCUAACGUAAAUAGCCAUAACAGGGGCUACGAGUCUAACCAUCAAGACUAUUUUGUAAAUAACCAUACACUUCACAGUAGGCCUGUACAAGAUUUUUUUGGAAUAAGACCCCUAGUGACACCUCUGUUGAAGCAUAUAGCCCAGGUUAUUUCAAACCACAUGCAAACCAUAAAUUUGUUUCCUCCGUACAGUUUCCACCAGAGAGUACUCCCACCCUUUCCUCCUGGGUAA
This is a messenger RNA of Schistosoma mattheei, 1869 nucleotides long. NCBI's taxonomy places the organism in Eukaryota, Metazoa, Platyhelminthes, Trematoda, Strigeidida, Schistosomatidae. The record is from the annotation of a GenBank genome assembly.